AUGGACAAGAGGGACAAGGCCAAGGCCGGGGCUACCGCGCGGACGCUGGCUUCUCGUUCGCCGGCCCUUACGACUCCCAAGCCCCCAGGGUCUCCGCGACCCCCUCCUCCAAUAACUACCGCAGCCCUCCGUGUUCUCGGAGCAGCGGGACGAAGGCCUCCUUCAGAGCGAGUGGGGAGCGUGGGAGCCACCCUCCCCGAAGCCAUUCCCAGGUUGGGACCAACGCGGAAUGCCGGGACAGGCCCCCGGAGUCCAGCCUCCAGGCCGCCAGCGGCUUCGAGAGCUGAGAGUGGUCCUGCCAAGCCCCCUGGCCCUGCCAAGCCCCCUGGCCCUGCCAAGCCCCCUGGCCCUGCCAAGCCCCCUGGCCCUGCCAAGCCCCCUGGCCCUGCCAAGCCCCUUGGCCAGGGUUCUGUCUCUGUCACAGCACGUGCUAGCGGGACCGCCAGGUUGGGGCCUCCUGGCCAGAAGGGACUCCGACUGGCUGACGAGCCUGUGGCCAGAGGGAAAACCCUGGAGGCAUCCAGAAGGAGCAGCCCGAGCUCUGGAGCACGGAAGGACUCUUCCGGGCCCUCUUCUGGUGUUUCUUCACCGGCUAUCACCCGUCGGUCCCGGGUGCCUGAAGCCGACGUGGGACUCCACCGGGCAACUCCAAGUGCCCGGCCUCGGACCUCAACUGAUGCCUCCAAGAAGUCAGUGAGCAGCCUUGCGGAGCCGAGCCCUGCUGCCAGGAGGCGGCCCAGCGCAGGUGGAGGCCUCCAGAGACCGGUCACUCGCCCCUUGAGUUCCAACACCACACUGCUGCCCUCUCCAGCUGGCUCUGGGGUUUCCACCAGAGGCACACCUCGGGCUCCAGGCCAUUCCUCCCAGCCCAAGUCCAAAGGAACGCAGUCUCUGCGCUCCCCGCAGGCUACACCUCCAAGGAAAGCGGCAACCCCUGGACGAGGCCAGUCAUCUCCUUUGGCCACAUCCUCUCAGCAGGGUCCAAGGGCCGCUGCAUCUCCCGCGGCUGCCCCUCAGGUCCCUCCCACUUUUCCCACCUCUCCUCUGCUGGCCCCUCCAUCUCCUCCCGCCUCACCCCCUCUUCAGGCCCCUCCAUCUCCUCCCGCCUCACCCCCUCUCCUGGCCCCACGUCGUCCCCCGACUCCAGGCCCAGAUACCCCGAACCCCGGGCCACGGCUGACCUUGGCAUUGGCCCCAGUCCCACCUCCACCACCCUCCCGAAGUCCGUCCAGUACUCUGAGCGGCCCGGAUUUGGCGGGUCACAGCAGCAGCGCCACCAGCACGCCUGAGGAACUGCGUGGCUACGACAGCGGGCCAGAGGGCGGAGCAGCAGCUUCCCCGCCCGCCGAUGCGGAGCUGGCAGCCUGUCACCCCGCCGUCUGGAGCCGUGGUCCCACUCCACCGCUGGCCGUCCGCUGUACCCCAGGAGCACCUCUGCAGUGGCAGCCUGUUGCCGGGCCCGGCUCCGCUGACGGUUUGUGCACUAUCUACGAGACUGAAGGCCCUGAGACGGCGCCCCCAGCCCCCAGCGCUCUGGAUCCGGGUCCCGGUGCGGGCGGUGGGAAGGCUGCAGCAGCAGCAGCGGGUACAGGGGCAGCCACGCGGGGCUCGAAGCCUGCCCGUUUGGGUGAGCUACCGCUGGGGGCGCUGCAGGCGAGUGUUGUGCAGCACCUGCUGAGCCGGACGCUGCUAUUGGCUGCGGCUGAAGGGGCUACCGGUGGCGGCAGCAGGGACGCUGGGGCUGCGGGUGGGGGCGGCGGCGCGGGGGGCGCUCGGGCUACGCUCAGUGAUGCUGAACUGGGCCGCUGGGCAGAGCUGCUGUCCCCACUGGACGAGUCCCGUGCCAGCAUCACCUCCGUCACCAGUUUCUCCCCGGAUGAUGUGGCCUCCCCGCAGGGUGACUGGACCGUAGUGGAGGUGGAGACCUUCCACUGA
Molecule: messenger RNA, 1935 nt
Organism: Chrysochloris asiatica (Cape golden mole)
Lineage: Eukaryota; Metazoa; Chordata; Mammalia; Afrosoricida; Chrysochloridae
Gene: PRR36
Exons: 6
Coding region: 1-1935 (644 amino acids)
Source: RefSeq, a predicted model, not a curated record